CGUUAGUUAGCGUUUGGAAGAAAAAGGAAGCAACCCAACCAACCACUGAGAAGACACCAUUCCAUUCACCUUUCUUCUCAAAUGACUCUCUUUUCUUCCUAGAUCCCUUGACUUUACACAUUCCAAUUUUAUUCUGUGGAUGAAGUUGCAGCCAUGCAUUCUUUACCCUCAUCAAUCUCUUCCAAUUACCCUCUCAUUUCUGCUUUCGUUGCUUUUGCCCUUGCCCAAUCCAUCAAGUUCUUCACCACCUGGUUUAAGGAAAGAAGAUGGGAUCUUAAGCAAUUAGUUGGGUCUGGUGGAAUGCCAUCAUCUCAUUCAGCUACUGUCACUGCUCUUGCAUCUGCCGUUGGGUUGCAAGAAGGCUUUCAAGGACCUCUUUUUGCUAUUUCCUUGGUUUUCGCUUGUACUGUGAUGUAUGAUGCUACUGGUGUAAGAUUGCAAGCAGGACGCCAAGCAGAGGUUUUAAACCAAAUUGUGUAUGAACUUCCUUCUGAGCAUCCUCUUGCUGAAAGGAGACCACUUCAUGAACUUCUAGGGCACACACCCCCUCAGGUGAUUGCGGGUGGGAUACUUGGACUCUUAACAGCACUUGCCCUUCUAAGACCCCUCACUAUAAAUUGAGGCCUUUCUUCACUUCAGUUUCUGCUCUCAAAAAUAACUCUGCAUUUCAAGAACUUAACAAUUUUUCUUUUCUGAUGUCAAGAUCAUAGAUAAAAAAUUGAAUGCAAUAGCUCCAUGCGUUCAAAUCUAUUACUGUUUGUGGGUGUUAGGUAUCUAAAAGGGAAUAAUGUAUUUCAAAGGAAUUUAAGUCUA
Messenger RNA from Vigna unguiculata (cowpea), 813 nucleotides. RefSeq lists its product as uncharacterized. The record is from RefSeq and is a predicted model, not a curated record. NCBI's taxonomy places the organism in Eukaryota, Viridiplantae, Streptophyta, Magnoliopsida, Fabales, Fabaceae.